Molecule: messenger RNA, 3435 nt
Organism: Menidia menidia (Atlantic silverside)
Lineage: Eukaryota; Metazoa; Chordata; Actinopteri; Atheriniformes; Atherinopsidae
Source: the annotation of a GenBank genome assembly
AUGUGGACGCACAGAGGGAUGCCUGAAGACAUUCACCACUUCAGAGAACCAUCCCGACCUGUAUCCUAUAUGGAGUUUGGGAACAAGAGAAGGUUGAGUGGAUUAAGGAUGCUGACGGCAAAUUGCAGGGUCCCCAGUCUCCAGGUUAUUCUUGUGGUCCCCAUUCUCAUGACUAUGGGUGUGGCUACCAUGGACAACCAAGUCCUUCACGAACUUGAGAGGGAACCAGCCUACUGGGAUGCUCAGGCAAGGGAAACACUGGAUGCUGCACUGAAACUUCGUCCUCGCGAGCACAGGGCAAAGAACAUCAUCUUGUUUCUUGGUGAUGGAAUGGGGGUGUCCACAGUGUCAGCAGCUCGAAUCCUACGUGGUCAGAUGGAGGGCGCGUCUGGCGAAGAAACAAUGCUUGCCAUGGACACAUUUCCAUAUGUGGCCCUCUCUAAGACCUACAGUGUGGAUAAACAGGUAGCAGACAGCGCCAGCACUGCUACUGCUUACCACUGCGGGGUGAAGGCCAACGCCAAGACAGUAGGACUCAGUGCUAAUGCAGUGGCCUACGAAUGUAAUACCACCUUUGGCAAUGAGGUCUUCUCAGUACUCCGACGGGCUAAAGCACAAGGUAAAUCAGUAGGUAUAGUGACGACCACCCGAGUCCAGCACGCCUCCCCGGCUGCUGCCUACGCCCACUCUGUCAGCCGCAGUUGGUACAGCGAUGCAGAUCUUCCCGCCGAUGCCCACGAACAGGGCUGCGUGGAUAUUGCCACCCAGAUGGUCACCAACGUUGAUAUUGAUGUGAUUUUGGGGGGCGGCAGGAUGUACAUGACACCUAAAGGUACUCCAGACCCAGAGUAUCCUACCUCGAACUCUCGCAAGGGGGACCGCAAAGACAAGAGAAACCUUAUUGAUGUGUGGUUAAAGGCCAAGCCGAGCAAGAAAUCAUACUAUGUUUGGCACAGGAAGGACUUUGACGAAAUUAAUGUCAAAACUACUGAUCGUCUUAUGGGUCUUUUCGAGCCCAAGGACAUGAGAUUUGAGGUGUUCCGGAAUAAUACCCGCGAUCCAUCUAUUGUGGAGAUGACUGAAAAGGCCAUUCAAAUCCUCAGAAAGAACCCGAAGGGAUACUUCUUGUUUGUGGAAGGUGGGAGAAUUGAUCAUGGACAUCAUGAUGGCAUUGCCAAACUGGCACUGACAGAAACUGUGAUGUUUGAUCGGGCCAUUCAGCGUGCCGCAGAGCUCACCAGAGAAACUGACACGCUGACUGUCGUCACCGCUGACCACUCUCAUGUCUUUACGUUUGGAGGCAACACGCCACGAGGAAAUCCCAUUUUUGGUCUUGCACCAAAGAAAGCUGAUGAUAAAAUGCCUUUUACCAGCAUCCUCUAUGCCAAUGGCCCUGGUUAUGUACAUGUAAAUGGAACCAGAGGAAACAUCACAUUAGUGGAUUAUUACGACGAGGAAUACAUGCAGCAGUCUGCUGUCCCAUUGGAUGCUGAGACACACGGAGGAGAAGAUGUUGCCAUCUACGCUAAAGGCCCAAUGGCUCACCUUUUUCACGGGGUGAAAGAGCAAAACUAUGUGGCGCACGUGAUGGCCUACGCUGCCUUGCAGCUGACUUCAUGCAUUUCAGAAGAAGAACUCCAUGCAGAUUACUGGAACAAUAAAGCCAGGCAGGCUCUUCACAUGGCCAUGAAUAAUCAGCGAAAUGUGAACCAAGCAAAGAACCUCAUCCUCUUCCUUGGUGAUGGUAUGGGUAUAACCACAGUGACUGCUGCUCGAAUUCUCAAAGGCCAGUUAGCUGGACAGUCUGGAGAGGAGAGCAGUUUGGUCAUGGAUACUUUUCCUCAUGUUGCUCUCUCAAAGACAUACAACGUGAACCAGCAGAUGCCCGACAGUGCUGGAACAGCCACAGCAUACUUAUGUGGAGUGAAAGCAAACUAUGGGACUGUGGGCGUCACUGCGUCCACCCCGAGGACCAACUGUAGCGCCACCUAUGGAAAUGAAGUGGAAUCUAUUCUACACCGUGCCAAGAAAGCAGGGAAAUCAGUUGGAAUUGUCACAACAACCAGAGUUCAGCAUGCGUCGCCUUCUGCAAGUUAUGCUCACUCAGCUGACAGAAGCUGGUACUCUGACUCUGAUCUAACCCCUGAAGCUAUCCAAAACGGCUGCCGUGACAUUGCUUACCAACUCAUCCACAACACAGAGAUCGAUGUUAUUCUUGGUGGAGGUCGUCAGUAUAUGUUUCCCAAAGCCAUGCAAGACACUGAGUAUCCAAAGGAGAACGGAACUAGGGAUGAUGGAAAAAAUCUCAUUGUGGAGUGGGCAAAGAACAAAACGAGAGCUAAAUAUGUUUGGAACAAAGCUGAUUUUGAUGCUGUCAAUCCGCAACGGACAGACUUCCUUCUGGGCCUGUUUGAACCAAAGGACUGCCGUUAUGAGCUGGAACGUAAUCCCGCCACAGAUCCUUCACUUACAGAGAUGACAGAGAAAGCUAUUCAAAUUCUCAGAAAGAACCCCAAUGGAUUUUUCCUCUUUGUGGAAGAUAACGGGAGAAUUGACCAUGGCCACCAUGCUGGCCAAGCAAAAAAGGCCCUGUAUGAAGCUGUGGAGUUUGACCGGGCAAUUGGACGAGCAGCCGAACUCACAAGUGAAAUGGACACUCUAUCUGUUGUCACUGCUGACCACUCCCAUGUGUUUGCUUUCGGAGGAUAUUCUGCAAGAGGAAACCCUGUUCUAGGGGUGUCAAGAUCAUUGGCAAACGAUAGUAAGCAUUUUACCACUGCUGUGUAUGGCAAUGGACCAGGAUAUCAGCUGCAGACUGGGACUCGCCCAGAUGUGAAUGAGUCCCUUUCAUCAAGCUCUGGCUACCUCCAGCAGGCUCCUGUACCUCUAGAGUCAGAGACCCAUGGAAUAGAAGAUGUGGCCAUCUUUGCAAAAGGUCCAAUGUCACACCUUUUUCAUGGUGUUCAGGAACAGAGCUACAUUCCUCACGUCAUGGCAUACGCUGCCUGCAUAGAGCCCUACACAGAAUGCAAACUCCCCCCUCCAAACUCUGCUGUAACAUUUUACCCCAGCCUACUGCUCCUUUCAAUGGCCCUCUUCCUUACCCUCUACUAUAGCUGAGAUGUCUGUCCCAGGAUGAUUAAUACUUAUUCUGUAAAAAAGACUGUGAUAUGUUUAAUUUGUUUAGAAAAUUCAUUAUUAUUUAACAUUGUGCUGUAUGGAAAUCAGUAUUGUAUAUUAACACAACUUCUACAUCAGUACAAUGUUGAUGUUAAUGUUUGCAUAUUCAAUAAACAAUGUAAGGUAAAGCAUUAGUAUUAUUUCUAUAUGAAGCCUUGACUUUCAACACUAUGUUAAUCAUAUCUAUUUCAAACUGGUUAUGAUUCAUUUAUUAAAAUAUUUUGAAUAAACUAUUGCCCCCAAGUAUGGGCUCAC